Acomys russatus (golden spiny mouse) is the source of this 555-nucleotide messenger RNA. RefSeq names its product tomoregulin-2-like. The record is from RefSeq and is a predicted model, not a curated record. Bases 13 to 555 code for a protein of 180 amino acids. NCBI's taxonomy places the organism in Eukaryota, Metazoa, Chordata, Mammalia, Rodentia, Muridae. The transcript has 4 exons. Gene Ontology annotation, molecular function: protein binding. Gene Ontology annotation, biological process: cell differentiation; multicellular organism development.
UGCGAAGUAGUCAUGGUGCUGUGGGAGUCCCCGCGGCAGUGCGGUAGCUGGACACUUUGCGAGGGCUUCUACUGGCUGCUGCUGCUGCCCGUGACGCUGCUUAUCAUAGCCCGCCCGGUGAAACUCGCUGCUUUCCCUACCUCUUUAAGUGACUGCCAAACGCCCACCGGAUGGAACUGCUCCGGUUAUGAUGACAGAGAAAAUGAUCUCUUCCUGUGUGACACCAACACCUGUAAAUUUGAUGGGGAAUGUUUAAGGAUUGGAGACACUGUGACUUGCGUCUGUCAGUUCAAGUGCAACAGUGACUACGUGCCUGUGUGUGGCUCCAAUGGAGAGAGCUACCAGAAUGAGUGCUACCUGAGACAAGCUGCCUGCAAACAGCAGAGUGAGAUACUUGUGGUCUCAGAAGGAUCCUGUGCCACAGAUGCAGGAUCAGGGUCUGGAGAUGGAGGUAAGAGCUGCUCUCUUUCUGUAUUUGGGCAUUUCCGUGUGCUGCUCUGGGCUCUUAUUAUUCCUAAGCAGAUAUCUAUGCGAAACCUAAAUGUUGCAUUUUAA